Penicillium brevicompactum is the source of this 1266-nucleotide messenger RNA. Its product is annotated as glucarate dehydratase family protein. The transcript has a single exon. The record is from RefSeq and is a predicted model, not a curated record. The coding region runs from base 1 to 1266 and encodes 421 amino acids. Lineage: Eukaryota; Fungi; Ascomycota; Eurotiomycetes; Eurotiales; Aspergillaceae.
AUGUCUCAAAUAAUAAGAAAUAUUGUUAUCACACCAGUGGCAUUCCAUGAUAUGCCACUGCUCAAUAGCGUCGGUGUGCAUGAGCCAUUUGCCUUGCGCAGUAUCAUCGAAAUCAUUACCGAUUCCACAUAUGGCUUGGGGGAGUCAUAUGGCGACUCGGCUCACUUAGCCCGCCUGGAAAAAGCAGCCGAGGGCAUCAAAGGUCUCUCUGUGUACGAUACAAAUGCCAUCUAUCGAGUGUGUACCACCUCCUUAGCGGGCGACACCACCACCGGGGGCGAUGGGAUGGCUGGCAUGGUCACCACAGCGUCUGUUGUCGACAAAGUCUUCUCGCCAUUCGAGGUUGCCUGUCUCGAUAUCCAAGGGAAGAUAGCCAAUCUGCCAGUAAGCGACUUACUGGGUGGACGAGUAAGAGACUCAGUUCAAUACUCCGCAUACCUCUUUUACAAAUGGGCCGGACAUCCAGGCCAGCCAGAUGACGAAUAUGGCGAAGCUCUAGACCCAGCCGGUGUGGUCAAGCAAGCAAAGAAAAUCAUCGACGAAUAUGGGUUCAAGGCCAUCAAGCUCAAGGGUGGUGUUUAUCCGCCUGCACAGGAAGUCGAGGCAAUCAAGGCGCUGCAUGCUGCGUUCCCGGGUGUGCCUUUGCGACUUGAUCCUAAUGCAGCUUGGACCGUCGAGACUUCGAAAUGGGUUGCUCAGGAGCUGGAUGGGAUCGUUGAGUACCUGGAAGAUCCAGCCCCUGAGAUCGAGGGAAUGGCGGCCGUUGCCGAAGUAGCAUCCAUGCCUCUCGCUACCAACAUGGCUGUUGUUGCAUUCUCCCAUCUCCCGCCCUCGGUAGCACAGAAUGCAGUGCAAGUGAUCUUAUCCGAUCACCACUUCUGGGGAGGUCUGCGUAAGUCACAAACAUUAGCAGCCAUCUGUGCAAUUUGGAAUAUGCGAUUGUCUAUGCACUCCAAUAGCCACUUGGGAAUCUCACUGGCCGCCAUGACACAUUUGGCUUCUGCGACCCCGAAUCUGGAUUAUGCUUGCGACACUCACUGGCCAUGGAAGCUUCGCGAUGAAGAUGUGAUUGUCGAUGGUGCACUCAAGUGGGCCGAUGGUGGUGUUAUUGUGCCCACCGCGCCAGGCCUUGGAGUCGAGUUGGACAGGAAAAAAUUGGCACAACUUCAUCAGCAGUACCUUGAUUGUGGAAUGACGAAGAGAGACGACACCACAUACAUGAAGAAGUUCCGGCCCGAGUUCUCGCCGCAUAUUCCAAGGUGGUGA